Ostrinia nubilalis (European corn borer) is the source of this 6381-nucleotide messenger RNA. RefSeq names its product regulating synaptic membrane exocytosis protein 2 (gene Rim). The record is from RefSeq and is a predicted model, not a curated record. NCBI's taxonomy places the organism in Eukaryota, Metazoa, Arthropoda, Insecta, Lepidoptera, Crambidae. Gene Ontology annotation, biological process: positive regulation of synaptic transmission; regulation of membrane potential; calcium ion-regulated exocytosis of neurotransmitter. The transcript is spliced from 22 exons. Gene Ontology annotation, molecular function: transmembrane transporter binding; small GTPase binding. Gene Ontology annotation, cellular component: cytoskeleton of presynaptic active zone; presynaptic membrane. Bases 26 to 6088 code for a protein of 2020 amino acids.
ACCGCUCGCGGCGCCGCCGCCCGCCAUGGCCGACAUGCCGGACCUGUCGCACCUCACCCCCGAGGAGCGCGCCAUCAUCGAGGGCGUCAUGAUGCGCCAGCGACAAGAGGAGCAGCGCGAACACGAGAUCAUGAGACGCAAGCAAGAUGAAGUUGCCGUGUUGGAGCAAACAAUCCGCACCAGGAAUGAGAUGCAACGCGCGGCCGGAGUGGAAUUAGCAGCCACCUGCCACAUCUGUCUCAAGACCAAGUUCGCUGACGGAGUGGGGCACUCGUGCCACUACUGCAGAGUGAGGUGUUGCGCGCGUUGCGGCGGCAAAGUCACAUUACGCUCUAAUAAGGUUAUAUGGGUCUGCAUUCUAUGCCGCAAGAAACAAGAACUCUUAUCUAAAACUGGACAAUGGAUAAACAAAAACACCGGCCAAGAUCCCAUGUUAUGGCGCAUGGAAUCGGAUUUGCGCGGAUUACCGCCUCAGGCCGACGCUUCCCUGGAUAAGAGACCAAAGCUAGAACGAGCUCACAGUGCAGCGGAGAAAGAGAACCAUCCCUUACAAAGAUCAGGCAGCGCUCUGCGCCGGCAAUACAGUCAGCAGGAGCCGCGCUGCUACGGGGAGCUGGAAGGUUUGGCCCGCACGCAUCCGCACCUCGUGCACCCGCGGCAGAAGGCAGCGUACGGGGUAGAGGAGUCUAUGCAACACCCGCCUUCGCACCUUCUGCCUCACCCGGGAUCGCACCCGCCGAUGCCCCCGCGGUCCUCGUCAUCCGACGACGAGGUUCCCGAGUGCGUCUCUGACGAGAACGACGAAUAUCGCGACCGCGGACAACUUGAGGCGUGCGGGUCUCUCCGGCAUCCCCACCUGCGCAGCACGAGCGUGGCUGUCAACAAUUAUUACAAUUUGACUAACCAUUCGCCGGGCGCUUACGAGGCAGAGGCGCGCGGGUUUGACGCGGCGCGCGCGGCGCCGGCCGGCGGCCGCAGCUUCGACUCCGUGACGGACUGCCGCUGGCGCGCGCGCGACGACGGCGAGGGCGCGUACCUGCGCCCGUACGCGCCGGACGAGGGCCCGCGCCCUGACAGAGCUGUAUAUAAGAGUGCCUACUUGUGGGAGGAUUCUUCCGACAACAGACGCUUCACUGAGAGGAGAAAAAAGACUGUACGCUUUGAUGGGCACGAAGGUGCAGCCACCUUCCCCAGAGGCGGUCGAGACGCCUCCGGCGCGCCCCAGGACUGGGCCUCUCUUCGCUGGGAAUCUGAACGACAAACCAGCCAAGAUUCUGCAACCAAAGACUCGGGCAUCGAUACCUCUAGCACCUUCACAUCGAGUGAAGAUUCAAACAGAGGCGAUUGCCCUAAGUUCCCGCAAAGCUGGCAGGUGUCAGCCGACGGCAGCCGAAUGAUUGGGCACAUGGUGUUACGCAAAAGCGUGGUGGAAGGUAGUUCCCACUCCUCCGCUGCUAUACUAGGGCUCAAAGUCGUUGGAGGGAAACUGCUGCCCGAUGGGAUGCGAGGAGCUGUAGUUGAAAAGGUCAAGAAGGGUUCUAUAGCUGACUUAGAAGGACAACUUAGGAUAGGAGAUGAAGUUUUACAAUGGAAUGGAGUACCUCUUCAAGGUCGUAGCGCCGAGGAGGUCGCGGCGGUGGUGGCAGACAGCAAGCACGAUUCGCAUGUAGAGUUGGUGGUGUCGCGCCCGCUAGCUUCUUCUCGAUCUUCGGCACAGCCUUGGAGGACUCAUAAAGGUAAUUUAGAGGUAUACACGGAAGUGAUGGGCGGGUGCGAAAAGCCGAGUGUUCUUGUCACGUCUCCUGGCUCUCCCGACGUGCACGCGCGUAGACGCCCGAGGCACAAUCAUCACAACGCUAACGUGGCAGGGCGCAUACAGCUGAAGAUAUACUUCGACAUCAGUGCUCUUCAGCUGCUGGUCACGGUGGUCUCAGCGAGCGGUCUCACGCCCAGAGCAGACGGCUCUCCUCGGUGUCCUUACGCGAAGAUAUUCCUUCUGCCGGACAAGAGCGAAAAGAGCAAACGCAGAACAAAGACUCUGGCCAAUACCCUGGAACCACGAUGGAACCAAACUUUCGUGUACUGCGGCAUCAGAAUCACUGACAUCAAAAAACGAACUUUAGAGGUCACCGUCUGGGAUUUAAAUCGUUACGGCCCAAACGAUUUUCUCGGCGAAGUCUUGCUCGACCUCGAUAACAUUGUGAUGAACCAUGAACCGAACUGGUACACGCUGAAGCCUCACGAAGAGACUGCGAGUUUUAGUAGAUACCGCGAGGAGGAGGCGGACGGAGAGCACCUGUCACCCCCCUCUACGUCCACGUCGCGACUGUCCGACUCGGACACGCCCAGCGAGUGUGACCUCCGCCGACACCACUCACUCUCCAGUCUCGCUUCUAGCUCCAGCCCGCCGCCCACUCACGAGCGAAUGGACAUGGACGGAAAUCGUAAUAAUCGACGAGACAUGUCACCGGCGGGUCGUGUGCGCGCCGCUGGAAUGUCCAGAGAAAGGAGCGCGGGCUACAGCGUGGCGCGCUCGCAGUCGGCGGCGGGCGUGGCGCGGCCGCAGCGCGCGCGCAGCAAGUCGCCGCGCCGCUCGCUGUCGCCGCCCGCGGACCGCGACCCCUGGCGAUACUCAGGUGCCGCACUCGGCGCCGACUCGACUCUACUCACCAAUCGAGAUCACCGGCAUCCGAAAUACCCUCUGCCGAACCACACAAUCCGAUUGGUCCGUGGAUGUCGAUCAAAGCGGGACCGAACCCCGCACGGAACACUUCCAUCGAGAAACGCACGUUCUCUCGUUGCGUCCGCUCAUCACCACUUUACUGCAACUUACUGUUUUGACUUCCUCGCUCUUAUUCCACUUUAUCUUUUAUUUCACGCAUCUUCCGCUGACCUUGUCCUUCUACCUGAUAAGUGCACGCUGUCACUUGGUCUAGGCGAGGAUAGAGGCGACGUGUCGCGGCUGCCGACGCACGCGUACGCGCCGCGCUUCCAGUCGCGCUCGGCCACGGCCACGCCCACCACUAGCCCCAAGAAGCGCCAGCUGCCGCAAAUUCCCCACCAGAGUGGCCAGAGGGCAGUGCGGGCGCAAGUGUCUGCGGACCUGGAGGAACGUAAGUGGAUCGCCCCGCAUCACAUUGGCGCCACACUCACCUACCGCAGCACGCCGCAAGGUUGGGAGCGGCACUACGCGGGCCUAUCAGACUCCGAGCUGGCCGCGCGCGGGGGCACGGGCUGGGCGCCGCCGCGCCGCCGCCUCUCGCCGGACGCCGCCGCCGCCGACUCCGACCUCGAGUCCGUGGCCUCGGUCACCUCCAGCGCCUUCAGCACGCAGUCCGAGAGGCCGCGACCCACGCGAAUGCUCAGCCGGCGACGAAUACUUCCUCCGAACAGUACAUCUUCCUCUUGCGAUAGCGCUACCCCUGUCCCUAAUCACUAUCGCUGCGAGCGGCUCCCUCGCCGUCUUCUGCCGUACGUGUGCAUACCGGCGAAUGCGGAGCGCGCGGUGCGGCGGCGGCUGCGGCCCCGCGGGGACCCCGCACCCGUCCCGCUCCCGCACCGCGCCCGCCCCUCUCGCCGCCUGCGCCGCUUACUAGCCCGGAGCCGCUCGGCCGGCUCCACUAGAGACUACCCCUAUCGCCACGCUUACGAACGAAGUCACAGCUGCCCCGAAUACCCCGUUCGCGUCGACACAUACAAAAUAACAGAAAACCGAAAAGACUACAUAUUCCAAAUAGCUUUACCUCGCUCGAUUAAACAUACACAUAACGUUUCUAGCGUGACCGUGAACAGGGAACAGAGGAAGGCCGUACCGAUGAAUUUGACGCACUACAGUCAACCCAUGCCGCCUAGAGCGCAAGUGAACCAGCUCAGAAGGAACUUCCAACCCAGACAGGAGCCGAUACCUUGGCAUUCUAUGCGUCCGAUGUCAUUAGAUUGUUAUCACUAUCAAGCGCAAAAUUCAAAAGAACUAAAACGAAGAAGAUUGCCAAAUAUUCAGCAGUUACAAAAUGAUCGGAUUAGAUCUCUACCUGAUAUACCAGCGGUGACUGUAGAUAAUAUUAGAUGCGAUAAAUUUAAUAAUUUCGUCGCAGCUGGGAGUAGUUUCGAACACGUAACACAAAACGAAGAAACUACCAAAUAUCAUGGUUAUGAUAGCGAUGGCAGCGAAGCUGAAACUACUAUCCAUGUUAGUAUUGAGAAACAAAAUAGUUUCGAAAACGCUAAAGCGGAUAAAUGCGAUUUUGGAUAUGACUUAGGAAGUAGAAAUCGUAGGUCUUCAAUGUCCAGCAUCAUGGCAAACAAUAAUCGAAAGAAAAUUCUCUCCCUUGAUUUAAGGUCUAGCUACGAGCCAAAAGUUUCAAUGCAGUCACAAUCAUUAGAUAUACCAGUUGGUGAUGAACCUAAAUGUGUGCCUAAAUUAUUGACGCCAAAAAGAAUUUCCGAAAAUAAUGCCAACCAAAAUAAUUCUGAAUGUAAUACUGUUCAUAAAGUAACCAAUAAAAAAGACGCAAAAGCAAAAGAUACAACCAGCAAACGUCGACGUCAUUCGGAUUCCUUAGUAAUGUUAAAAUCUUCACCUGAAAGUCUAACAACGCCAGAAGACAUACGAGGUCUUUUUAAAAAAAUGAGUAUUACAUCAUUCAGUAUUUCAGAAUCCGUAGACCACACAGAUAAAUCUAACAAAAAACAUGGCAACGUUAGCAUUAAUGAAAUACCAACUUUCCAAGAAUACUGCUCGCCUUCUUCUUUGUUUCCGCAAUGUAGCUUUGACUUACCUUCAAUAAAACCUUUACCAUCUAUUAUUAAGAAAGCUCGUACCCGAUCUCAUUCUUUAGCAUCUACUGACCAUUUAGAUCAUGAAAUAAGUAUGAUGGCUAAUACUAUGUUUAUUGCUCUUUCUCCUCCAAACCUCGGCUCGCCCCGUCGCGUGCUCACUCCUGUCGCCUCACACCUGCCACUCGAUGACAUCCAUCACGACUCACAUAUCGCGGCGCCGCUAUCGCACUCGCCGGAUCAACCGCCCGCCGCCACUGAAACGCCAACUGCGCAAUCCGUGGCGCAACGCAUCUGCGACCGGGUCAACGCGGAACACAACAAAACACAAUCGGCUGCGGCGAAAAAACAACGGGGGAAACCUGCGUCACGCCGGGGAUCGAAACGCAGCAACGACUAUGGCGGGCGCGACAACGGGCGCGGCAACAACCAGCCGCAGCCGCUGGAGCGCCGCGAGUCCCGGCGCGGCCAGUUCACGCGCAGCCUGAGCAACGCUGACGUACCUCCAGAUGAAAAAGCAGAUGGAAGUCUCAGCGACACGGCUCUGGGCGGAGCCGGUGAACUGGAACCGGUCAGCGAUGACGUGCUGCUGAAGGCUGAACCACGAGACUACUUCGGUCCCGGGAUGGGCAAGAAGAGUAACUCGACGUCCCAGCUGUCAGCUACAGGACGAAAACGGAGGUUAGGUUUCGGUAAACGUGGGAAAAAUUCGUUUACGGUACAACGCAGCGAGGAGGUGGUGCCCGGCGAAAUGCGCGGCGCCGGCGGGGUGUCGCGCGCCUCCUCCGCCUCCAGCGAGAACGACGACGACAGAUGGUCCCCUGGCAUGCGGGGGUCGGGGUCGUCGGACGGCGGGGGUCUGUCGGACUUCAUUGACGGCCUGGGCCCGGGCCAACUCGUGGGCAGGCAGCUACUUGGAGCGCCCACUCUGGGAGACGUCCAACUAUCAAUGUGUUAUCAAAAAGGAUUCCUUGAGGUGGAGGUAAUCCGCGCCAGAGGCUUACAGGCGCGACAAGGCAGCCGGACUCUGCCGGCGCCGUACGUCAAGGUGUAUCUAGUGAGCGGCAAGCGCUGCGUGGCUAAGGCCAAGACUAGCACCGCGAGGAGAACGCUCGACCCACUGUACCAGCAAACGCUCACCUUCAGAGAGAACUUCAAGGGAUGCGUUUUGCAGGUGACUGUAUGGGGCGACUACGGGCGUAUUGAGGGCAAAAAAGUGUUCAUGGGCGUGGCCCAGAUUAUGCUCGAUGACCUAAACCUUUCCAACAUAGUCAUUGGAUGGUACAAGCUUUUCGGAACUACUUCUUUGUAACCGAGAGUACAGCACUAUCUACAAAGUGUUUGGAGAACUUAUAUCAUCACAAUAAAAAAAUGUCCAAAUAAUACAUUUAGUGAUACUGCUUUAAUAUCAUGAUAAAACGCGAAAUAUCUUGAAUAUAGGAAAUUUUCUAUAAAACGAAAGGUAUAAUUAAAUAAUGAUUUGUAAUUAAUUUUCUUUUGGAAUGCCUACCGGAGUUUUGAAUAGAUAGCAUUUUAUAGCAAUGAAACAAAUGUAUAGUGUACUCAAUAAUAUGUAAUUAAGUAUUAAAAGCCAAAUGCAAUUUC